This is a messenger RNA of Diplodia corticola, 1806 nucleotides long. RefSeq names its product polysaccharide synthase. The transcript has a single exon. The record is from RefSeq and is a predicted model, not a curated record. The coding region runs from base 1 to 1806 and encodes 601 amino acids. NCBI's taxonomy places the organism in Eukaryota, Fungi, Ascomycota, Dothideomycetes, Botryosphaeriales, Botryosphaeriaceae.
AUGGAGACGUCUUUUAAGCGCGGCGCAAGCACACCACAUUUGCUACCAUACCUCCCUCUCCAAACCCGCCCAGGACUAACGGCGCAGACAUUCGUUACACUCUCUUUGGCCAGCAAAAUGCUGGUCAUUUGGUUUUUCACGCUACUCUCGUUCACGGCCCUGAGUGCCAGCAAGCUUUCUCAAGACGGAGAUGACACGGACAAGACGACUACCGCAUUGAGCGCCGGUGGGGAGUUCGAUGGCGAACUGUUUACCUGUGGGAGCUCUCAGGGGCUUUACGGCCCAGCCGAGAGCACUGGCAAGCCGGAACUGUCGAUCGAGCUCGAGGCUGAGCGGCUUGACAUGCAGGCACUCGACGACAUCAACGUCCACUACCUGCCCGCCGGUAUCGCUUCUCGUCUUAUCCACGAAUGCUCGCAGCUUGUGGGCCAAGUCGUCAGCAACGCUCUGCAGUUCAGCUGGCUCCGCUUGUUCGUCUUCCUUUUCCUGUUUCGCUAUGUCCGUCUCGUAGUCCACGUCGUGGCCUACAACCGCUUCAAGCCAGCGCCCGUCCUGGACAAUCCGACAUUCACCGCAAAGGACGUCACAGUGGUCAUCCCCACGGUGGAGCCGCACGGCGGCGCCUUCGACGAGUGCAUCAGCCGCGUCCUCGCCAAUUCUCCGGCCUCGAUCCUCAUCGUCACCGUCGGCGACGCCAAUAUCCGCGACGCCACCAACCACUGCAAGACACUCCCGCCCAGCUCCACCAACAUCCGCGUCCUCUCCGUCGCGGCGCCGAGCAAGCGCGAGCAGAUCAAGCGCGCCGUCGCCGAGAUCCAAACCGCCAUCACCGUCCUCUGCGAUGACACCGUCUUCUGGCCGCCGACCUUCCUCGCCCACGCCCUCGCGCCCUUCGAGGAUGAGCACGUCGGCAUCGUCGGCACGUGCAAGCGCGUGCGGCGCACCAUGUACAAGGCAGGCUUCGGGCUCGCGUCCUUCUGGAACCUCUGCGGCGUGAUGCGUCUCGAGCGCACCAACUUCGACCUGGCGGCGACCAACGCCGUCGACGGCGGCGUCAGCUGCGUGUCGGGCCGCACCUGCGCGGUCCGCACCCGCAUCCUGCGCGACGAGGCCUUCCUGCGCGCCUACACGGCCGAGUACAUCUUCUGGGGCGCCGUCGGCCCGCUCAACGCCGGCGACGACAAGUGGGUGACGCGCUGGGUGCUCACGCACGGCUGGCGCGCCCGCCACCAGAACUGCCCCGAGGCCCGCAUCGAGACGGUCCUGGGCGUCCGCGGCGGCGGCCCGCGCUUCCGCGGCCAGUGCCUGCGCUGGGCCCGCUCGAGCGCCCGCGACAACCCGAAGAUGGCGGUCCGCGACGGCCUGUGGCGCCGGUAUCCGUGGACCACGUACGCCGUGCUGGCCACGUCGCUGGUCAACUACGCCGCCCUGUACGACCCGCUCCUGGUCUACGCCCUCCACAGGGCCCUGCGGACCGUCUCCGAGCUGCAGGACGGCGGCGCGGCCUCUGAUCAUCCCGCUCAUCGGCCGUACUGGCUCCCGCUGCUGCUGCUCGUCGUCUGGAUCCUAGCCACCAAGUUCGUCCGCCCGGCCUCCCACUACCGGCGCUACCCCUGCGACCUCGUGUACGCGCCGUUCGUCAUCCUGUUCGGCUACUACCACUCGUGGAUCAAGCUCCAUGCGCUGCUUACUUGCUGGGACAUCUCCUGGGGUACCCGUGCCGGCAUCGAUCAUGCUAAGCCGGCCGAGGCGGCUGCAGUCGCUGAUCAGGACCACUCGGCCUCCACCGAGGAGGCAGAGGCUUGA